Messenger RNA from Lagenorhynchus albirostris (white-beaked dolphin), 3160 nucleotides. RefSeq names its product KIT proto-oncogene, receptor tyrosine kinase (gene KIT). Gene Ontology annotation, biological process: positive regulation of cell migration; protein phosphorylation; Kit signaling pathway. NCBI's taxonomy places the organism in Eukaryota, Metazoa, Chordata, Mammalia, Artiodactyla, Delphinidae. The transcript has 21 exons. Gene Ontology annotation, molecular function: ATP binding; transmembrane receptor protein tyrosine kinase activity; cytokine binding. Gene Ontology annotation, cellular component: signaling receptor complex. Bases 1 to 2919 code for a protein of 972 amino acids. The record is from RefSeq and is a predicted model, not a curated record.
AUGAGAGGCGCUCGCGGCGCCUGGGAUUUCCUCUUCGUCCUGGUGCUCCUGCUCCGCGUCCAGACAGGCUCUUCUCAACCAUCUGUGAGUCCAGGGGAACUGUCUCCACCAUCCAUCCAUCCGGCAAAAUCAGAGUUAAUUGUCAGUGUCGGCGAUGAGAUUAGGCUGUUAUGCACCGACCCAGGAUUUGUCAAGUGGACUUUUGAGACUCUGGGUCAAUUGAGAGAGAAAACACACCCAGAAUGGAUCACCAAGAAAGCAGAGGCCACAAAUACAGGCAAUUACACGUGCACCAAUGAAGGCGGCUUGAGCGGUUCCAUUUAUGUGUUUGUUAGAGAUCCUGAGAAGCUUUUCCUGGUUGAGCUUCCCUUGUACGGGAAGGAAGGCAACGACACGCUGGUCCGCUGUCCUCUGACAGACCCAGAGGUGACCAAUUACUCCCUCACGGGGUGCGAGGGGAAACCUCUUCCCAAGGACUUGACGUUUGUCGCUGACCCCAAGGCCGGCAUCACGAUCAGAAACGUGAAGCGCGAGUAUCAUCGGCUCUGUCUACACUGCUCGGCGAACCAGAAGGGCAAGUCCGUGCUGUCGAAGAAAUUCACCCUGAAAGUGAGGGCAGCCAUCAGAGCUGUGCCUGUUGUGUCUGUGUCCAAAGCCAGCUAUCUUCUCAGGGAAGGGGAAGAAUUUGCAGUGAUGUGCUUGAUAAAAGACGUGUCUAGCUCUGUGGAAUCAAUGUGGAUAAGGGAAAACAGCCAGACUAAAGAGCAGGUGAAGAGGAAUAGCUGGCAUCAGGGUGACUUCAGUUUUCUUCGUCAGGAGAGAUUGACUAUCAGCUCAGCAAGAGUUAAUGAUUCUGGCGUGUUCAUGUGUUAUGCCAAUAAUACUUUUGGAUCAGCAAAUGUCACAACAACCUUAGAAGUAGUAGAUAAAGGAUUCAUUAAUAUCUUCCCUAUGAUGAAUACAACAGUAUUUGUAAACGAUGGCGAGAAUGCGGAUCUGGUUGUUGAGUAUGAGGCAUAUCCCAAACCUGAACACCGACAGUGGAUAUAUAUGAACAGAACUUCCACUGACAAGUGGGAAGAUUACCCCAAGUCUGACAAUGAAAGUAACAUCAGAUAUGUAAGUGAACUUCAUCUAACCAGAUUAAAAGGGACCGAAGGAGGCACUUACACGUUUCUCGUGUCCAAUUCUGAUGCGAAUUCUUCCGUGACAUUUAAUGUUUACGUGAACACAAAGCCAGAAAUCCUGACUCGUGACAGGCUCAUGAAUGGCAUGCUGCAGUGUGUAGCAGCAGGAUUCCCAGAGCCCACCAUUGAUUGGUAUUUUUGUCCAGGAACCGAGCAGAGAUGUUCUGUCCCUGUUGGGCCAGUGGAUGUGCAGAUCCAAAACUCAUCUGUGUCACCGUUUGGAAAACUAGUGGUUUACAGCUCCAUUGAUGACAGCGCCUUUAAGCACAAUGGCACUGUGGAGUGCAGGGCUUACAACGAUGUGGGCAAGAGUUCUGCCUAUUUUAACUUUGCAUUUAAAGAACAAAUCCAUGCCCAUACCCUGUUCACGCCUUUGCUGAUUGGUUUUGUGAUCGCAGCUGGUAUGAUGUGUAUCAUCGUGAUGAUUCUUACAUACAAAUAUUUGCAGAAACCCAUGUAUGAAGUACAGUGGAAGGUUGUUGAGGAGAUAAAUGGAAACAAUUAUGUUUACAUAGACCCAACGCAACUUCCUUAUGAUCACAAAUGGGAGUUUCCCAGAAACAGGCUGAGUUUUGGGAAAACCUUGGGUGCCGGCGCCUUCGGGAAAGUUGUUGAGGCCACUGCAUACGGCCUAAUUAAGUCAGAUGCGGCCAUGACUGUUGCUGUGAAGAUGCUCAAACCAAGUGCCCAUUUAACGGAACGCGAAGCCCUAAUGUCUGAACUCAAAGUCUUAAGCUACCUCGGUAAUCAUGUGAAUAUUGUGAAUCUUCUUGGAGCAUGCACCAUUGGAGGGCCUACCCUGGUCAUUACAGAAUAUUGUUGCUACGGUGAUCUUCUGAAUUUUUUGAGAAGAAAGCGUGAUUCAUUUAUUUGCUCAAAGCAGGAAGAUCACGCAGAAGCGGCGCUUUAUAAAAACCUUCUCCAUUCAAAGGAGUCUUCCUGUGGUGAUAGUACUAAUGAGUACAUGGACAUGAAACCCGGAGUUUCUUAUGUUGUACCAACCAAGGCAGACAAAAGGAGAUCUUCGAGAAUAGGUUCAUACAUAGAAAGAGACGUGACUCCUGCCAUCAUGGAAGAUGAUGAGUUGGCCCUAGACCUGGAGGACUUGCUGAGCUUUUCUUACCAGGUGGCAAAGGGCAUGGCAUUCCUCGCCUCGAAGAAUUGUAUUCAUAGAGACCUGGCAGCCAGAAAUAUCCUCCUUACUCAUGGUCGAAUCACAAAGAUUUGUGAUUUUGGUCUAGCCAGAGACAUCAAGAAUGAUUCUAAUUAUGUGGUCAAAGGAAAUGCUCGGCUACCUGUGAAGUGGAUGGCACCAGAGAGCAUUUUCAACUGUGUGUACACGUUUGAAAGUGAUGUCUGGUCCUAUGGGAUUUUUCUGUGGGAGCUGUUCUCUUUAGGAAGCAGCCCCUACCCUGGAAUGCCAGUCGAUUCUAAAUUCUACAAGAUGAUCAAGGAAGGUUUCCGAAUGCUCAGCCCUGAGCACGCACCUGCGGAAAUGUAUGACAUCAUGAAGACUUGCUGGGAUGCUGAUCCCCUGAAAAGGCCGACAUUUAAGCAGAUUGUGCAGCUGAUUGAGAAGCAGAUUUCAGAGAGCACCAAUCACAUUUAUUCCAACUUAGCGAACUGCAGCCCCCAUCGGGAGACCCCCUCGGUGGACCGUUCCGUGCGGAUCAACUCGGUGGGCAGCAGCACAUCCUCCACGCAGCCUCUGCUUGUCCACGAAGACGUCUGAAACAGAAUGCACAUCUGGGGGUCGGUGUUGGGGGGUUCCCCGACAAGAACGGCCCCCAUUCUUUUGGUUUUCAUAAUGGUUAUUUUGUUUUCCUUCGACUCGAAUCCUCCUCCAGGGUAAUGGACACCCCACUGUACUCCUGUCUUUAUGAGCAUACUUUAGUGGCCGAUGAUUUCUGUCAUCCGCUACCAUUGAGCUGCAUAUGUUCCCAAUAGCAAGCUAGCCCCCGUUAACGGAAUAA